GCGACUCUGGGUAUGUGACAACUCUGUCCGGACUUAAAAAUUCUCGGAAAAAAAAUCUGAAACAGUUUUGUGUGGUCAGAAUUUUUUUAGGACGCGCUGAAGUUUUGUGUAUUGGUUAUAAUAAAGAUAUGCUUUGCUAAUCUAUCGUAUUUACGAAAUAGCGUGGCAACGUCAAGAUUAUCUUUAAUGCUCGGCUGAAUUUAUGUAUUUUUUGGACAUCAAUCAGCUUUCUGGCUUGCCGCAGAGCUUGUUGGCUAGCUAGCUGACUACUUACAAGCAGAGAAGCAUGAGAGAGAGGUGAUACAACCGUCUAAAUCGUAAAAUAAAAUAAUAAACGUGAUGAUUUUCUGCGAAAGAAAUAUUCAUAAAUGAACAAACGACCAGGGUUGCAGAUUUUACAUUAGAAAAAUUGCCCCUGUAAUAUCACCACAACAUCCGUCUAGCCUCUUUCGGAUGUUGCGACCACGCUAGCUAGUUGACGUAUCUGUCUGUUACUUAAAAACCCAACCGACAAACACUAACAAGUUAUGCAUUGGAAAACGUUCAUUUUAAAUAGCUUUUUAGCUAUAUCUAGCUGGCUACACCAAGGAGGGUGAAUAUAAUUUGGCAGCAGAAGUGAAUGAUAAAAGCCUGAACCGAGCGCACAUGCGCAAUCGAACGUUGUGGUCAUCUGACAUUUUUUUAUUCGGGCCUGCAUCGUUGUGUGUGAAAAUGUGUUUCAAAGCCUGGAUAUUUACGUAACACGCAUGAAGGGUUGUCCUCCCGCCUUUUUUGUUCAGUAGACCAAUUCAAUAAGUUACUGUGAAACCAUUGCUUUAAUAAUUGGAAAUUUAGUUCAUGGACAAAGCUGAUUUAAAUAGUCCCGUCAACUUUAAUUUUAUUUUUACGAGUUGCGUUAAAUGUGGUGCAUAGUAACUACUCCAGCCAACGAGAGUUAAAAUUUGUUCGUGUGUAAAGUGAUAAUACCAUGAAUAAAACUUUAUCGAUGAAAUGGUUCAUUAUUUUAAAGAAUUGGUUACAGUGAAGUGUAUGGCUACAGAGUACAUUCAUGGCGCCUGCUUUAGUUGAGCAUCCAGCUUCCAAGGGGAGAAACUCUGUUAGCAAAAAGUUUUUGAACAACUUGAGUUGUAUACCCCAGUUAAGUUUAGUUUUAGCAGAUAAAUUAAGGUGUGUUGAUACUCCUAGCAUACUCAACGAAAAGAUGUUCGGUUCUACGAAAAUAUCAAAUAAUCAUACAGAGAAAAAUAAUUCUUUUGAGCCCAAACUUAUGGUGUCACCAUUGCAAGAUUCAUCUCUUAUUACAUCGUGUAGUACACCAUUAACUUCAAAGGAUUUUACAUUUGAGGCUCCAGUUAUAAACAAAAAGAACAACAUUAUUCAAGAAAAUGUAGAUACGUAUGAGAAGGCUAUUAAAACAAAUCACGUUAAUGAACAAUGUGCAACACUGAAAAGGCUUCAUCCAGCAGAGUCACCAGAUACAAAAGACGUAAUAAAUUACUUAAAACUUAAACAAGAUAAAGUGAAAGUUAAAUAUUAUGAUAUAAAUCAGAGUAUCAGUUCUAUUGAACUUUCGUUAAGAAAAUUAUGUUCGCGAAAUAUCAGUUCACAUGUUGCAUGUCAUUUAAGUAGGCAUGGUCAUAACACUGAUGAUUCUGGAACUAAGACCGAAAACUAUAAUACUUUAAGCCCUUGUUCACUUACAUCCGUGACUGAAAGUCCUGUAAACAAGCUUUUGGAAAGUCAAACACAAAAACUUUACGAGAUUCGGAAGAUUAAUGAUCUCACUGGAUAUCUUAAUAAUGAUACAGAUCAUGAAGAAGACUUUGAUUCAAGAGUAAGAGUGCCAGUUUCUCAUGGAAAAAAGAAAUCUCAACACCCUCCUCCAACAACUAGCGCUUUACACCAAUGGAAACAAAAGCGUGCAAAAAUUGGCUCACAGUGCACAUGGUUAAGUCUUCAAAUACACUCUCUUGAUAAAAAGAUUGAGAAGCUUGAUCAAAUAAAUAGAAAAUUAAAAAUAGAAAGACAUGCAAGUAAAAUGUUAAAUACUGAACCCUGUGAAAACAGAGUAAACACAGAACUGACUAACGAGAAAAAUGGUGUCAUACCGUUGUCAUCGUCAACAUCAAGCCUAGAUGAUCAAGUUAUGAUAAACCAUGGGUGUAGUAGGACUUCCCCAGUGUCAUUGUUGUAUUCACAUAAAUACAUCAGAAAUACUAUGUUACCUGAAGUGAAAGGCAGCUACAAAUGUCAUAAUUUACAGUCAUCGUUAACUUGUCGCUUGUGUGCUCAGACAAGAAGCCGGAGCUCACCCUGUGCUGCUACAGAUUGUCUUCAUGAAAUGUUAGAUGCAAGUUACCAUUCAAAUCUUUCAUAUGCCAAUGAUAUAUCUUUGUCAUAUUCUUUGGAAGAGACAUUAUGUACAAAAAGAAUAAAUACGAAAGUUACUAUAACGAAACCAACAAAGAAAAAAAAGAAACUGAAAGUAAAAGACAUACCACCGUCACUGUUGAAACAACCAGAAAAAGAGAAACUAAAAAACUCCGUGGUCGAAGAAAAAACACAUUCAAGAACAAAAAAUGAGCGUUCAAAGUCUGACGAAUACACUCGAAAGCGUUCUUUGACGUCCGAACACAGUUCGUCAGGUCGUGUUCGAAAGUUACGAAAAUUUUCUGAGUCGCUUAGUUGCGAUAGCUCGAAACCAUCGACGCCCACCAACGAACUAUCUAGUCCUUUGUCGCAGAGCUUAAAUUCGAGUGGUCUGUUUACGUCAUUUAACAAAAACAAGAAAAAACUCUCCUCUGGUGGUGAUUAUGACAUCAAUAACAUCGUUAUUCCGUACUCCAUUGCUGCUUCUACAAGGGUAGAGCGAAUUCAAUACAAAGAAAUUCCGACACCAGGAUGGAGAAAUAUCGAGGAUGAUUUACUUGACGAAGAAGUGGAGUUAGAGCGAGAACUAACUGAUGAAGAGGUGAUCUCUGAAAGACACGCACGGUGCGAAGUGUUGGAAAGGAAACGCUUUUGUGACUACUUCCAACCAUCUCGACGACCACGACCAAGCCGCUUAAGUGAGGGACAACUGUCAGAGCCGCCUUCACCCAUCGUUGUCGAUGAACCAGCUGGAACUCCUGCAGAUUCUCCUAAUCCAAAUUCUUUUAAAAUUUUCGAUCGUUCUUCUAAUCUGACUCCGUACAGCGAAGAAGAGAGAGAAUUGUCGUGGACUGCACGCAAAUUUCCGCUUAAUGAAAAGGAAAGCAAAGAAUUGACGAUAUUCCCUGACCUGCUGUCGCCUGUUGUAUCUCCGACAGAUUCAAAAACGUUGGCUUCUCUAAAGCAAGUUUCGCAUGCUUUGAUGAGGAGCAGUCGUACUCCGCGUCAUUCGCCAUUGCAAUCCCCCACAUUGCUCAGUAGUCCUGGUACUCCGACAGAGCAUGACUCAAAUUGGACGGUGAAAUUAUUAAAUGAUCCACCUAUAGAUGUUGUAACAUCAGAGAAGCAAAGGAAGGGCAUUGUUCUUAAACUUGCAAAAAAAUAACAUUUUCUGUUCUAUUGUUAUGUUGUGUGCCGUGUAAUUGUAAAUAUUCCAGUAAAAUGCUCGGUAUGCAAACACUUGUGAAGAUUAGAUUUACAAGUGCAAGUAAAUAAAAAAAUAAAUACGUAA
Molecule: messenger RNA, 3661 nt
Organism: Hydractinia symbiolongicarpus
Lineage: Eukaryota; Metazoa; Cnidaria; Hydrozoa; Anthoathecata; Hydractiniidae
Product: KAT8 regulatory NSL complex subunit 1-like
Exons: 8
Coding region: 1049-3535 (828 amino acids)
Cellular component (GO): NSL complex
Molecular function (GO): histone acetyltransferase binding
Source: RefSeq, a predicted model, not a curated record